Brugia malayi is the source of this 2673-nucleotide messenger RNA. RefSeq lists its product as uncharacterized. Lineage: Eukaryota; Metazoa; Nematoda; Chromadorea; Rhabditida; Onchocercidae. The record is from RefSeq and is a predicted model, not a curated record. Gene Ontology annotation, cellular component: signaling receptor complex; cytoskeleton; focal adhesion. The transcript is spliced from 22 exons. The coding region runs from base 1 to 2673 and encodes 890 amino acids. Gene Ontology annotation, biological process: cell surface receptor protein tyrosine kinase signaling pathway; signal complex assembly; positive regulation of kinase activity. Gene Ontology annotation, molecular function: transmembrane receptor protein tyrosine kinase activity; ATP binding.
AUGAAUGAGGCGGAUGUUAUGCUAGUUUAUAUACCCAACGGUGUCAUAAAAAGCGUACGCUAUAAUUUCGAAAUAAAAGUUCAGAAAGUGAUUCAUGUUUUAUUAUCAGCACUGGGUAUUGACCGGAUAUCUUUCGGAUAUUUUGCCCUUCGCUUAAUCCGAUCUCCGGUGACACAAAUGUGUAGCAAUAACAAUGACUGCCACUGGUUGCAUUCAGAUCUUAAAAUGCGGCAUAUUUAUAAGAAAUUUUUCAGUAAAAGUUCGAGUUCCAUUCCGCUGCGAUUUGAAUUGCGGUUGCGUUUCAUAUCGAAAGAUCUUGAAGAAAUGUACCAGACAGAAACAGGUGCGUUCAUGUUUUUACACGAUCAAAUUCUGGCUGAUUAUGUAACUCAGGUUUCGUGGAAAAUUCCUACCGAGACAGCCAUUGAAUUAGCUGCUUUACAGAUACGUCGAAAGCUUGGAAAUCAAAACGCGUGUAAUAUCGAAAAAUAUCUAAAUUUGGAUGAGCUUGAAGCCGAGGGAACUCUUGCGCGGCUAUUGCCCGAAACUCUGCUUAUUAAUAUGAAGUCAAAAAUGCUCAGGAAAACAUUAACAGCUGCAGUGAAAAGACACGCAUUGCUUACACCUACGGAAUGUAUUUUUCACUUCCUAGAAAUUGUCAAACGAAUAACGCAGUUUGAUAUUGAAAUAUUUAAAGCUUCUUUGGGUAUUGUUUGGAAGAAUCCAGUAGAUGUUAUGGUAGGUAUGGCUGUUGGCAUUUCCUGCGCUGCAGAUGGACGGGGACGAGGACCUGUCUUGUUGGCAAAAUUGCAGUACAUUAUCAAUUUGACGUUAUUAAAAUUGGACGAAAAUUCACAAAAAACUGUAAUUAAUUUGAAAAUAACCGGAAGUUCGCAGCAGCUGUCAAUUAUAUUACCGACAUGGUCGAUUGCUGAGUCGCUAGCACACCUUAUCAAUGGUUAUCACAUGGUAUUGUCGCAGCGAGGAUCCAUUUGGAUCCCAUCGGAAUUGUUGGAUGAGCUAAAAAAGCAAGAAGUGAAAGUGACCUUUGUAAAUGACGAAUUGACAUUUACACCUUCUAAAAACACUAAUCUUCUUGUGGACCGCUCACGAGUAACACUAGAAGAAUUACUGGGCGAUGGCCAGUUCGGCAAUGUUUAUAGAGGAACAUUUAUGAAAGAAAAUGGUCAAAUAGAUGCAGUUGCUGUAAAAGUUUGUAAAAUGGACUGUGAGAUAGUGGAAAGGCAGAAUUUUCUAGAAGAGGCUUUUAUAAUGCAUCGGUUUCAUCAUGAACAUAUUAUUGCAUUGGUGGGAAUUUGCAUAGAAAAACCUAUUUGGAUUGUGAUGGAAUUGGCGCCGCUUGGCGAACUGCGACAGUAUUUGUUGCAUAACACUGCGACAGUCGAUUUAUCCAUUCAACUUCUCUUCAGUCAACAACUCAGUUCUGCGUUAGUUUAUUUACAUUCAUGUAAAUAUGUUCAUCGAGACAUCGCUGCUCGUAAUGUCCUCUUAUCAUCACCACGUUGCGUGAAGUUAUCAGAUUUCGGUCUAAGUCGUUGUGUUGAAGAAAAUAACGUGUAUACAGCAUCUCGAGGAAAACUUCCGAUAAAGUGGAUGGCACCAGAAUCAAUUAAUUACCGCUGUUUCAGUAAAGCGACGGAUGUUUGGAUGUUCGGUGUUUGCAUGUGGGAAAUAUUUACUUAUGGCGUCAAGCCGUGGCAAGGUGUUCGUAAUCAUAAUGUUAUAUUGAAAAUUGAACGUGGUGAACGACUUGAAAAACCCCAUAAUUGCCCACAAGUCCUGUAUAAUUUACUAAUGCGUAUGUGGAAUUUUGAAGCUUUAAAAAGACCAACAAUAUUUGAAGUUAAUCGUUAUCUUGGUUUCCUUAUGGUUCAAAUUGAUUGUCACGUUCCUUUCGGAUUACUUACAGCACCUUCUGAUAACGAAAUCAAUGCGUUGGCUCAAGAAGAAAAUCAAACAAAUGCUUUUCUAACGGUCGCACCGGUAUUAAAAGUAGAUUCCGCAACGGUGUCAACAUCAAUGUUGUGGCGUACACUAGAACAACAAAGAAUUCAGUCGGAAGAGGACGAUAGGUGGAUUGAAGAGGAGGAAGAAAAACUUUUACCAAUGCCAGCACUUUCAACAGUUCGCGCGCAGCACAUUAACUCGCUAUCCAGAAAACAACCGUUGUUAAGUGAAGAAACGGACAUGCCACCAGGUUAUGAAUUCGACCGUCGCAAUGAUACGGUGCAUGGAGCUGUCCUUAGAGUGAUUGGUGCCGUAACAGAUUUAUCCAGAGAGUUCCGUACGACAAUGACAAAUGGAUAUUUCAGCAAAUGUGUUAAAAUUAUUACGGAUCAUUUGGCGAAUUUAUUCAAUGAAUCUGUCCAACACAUAUCAAUUUUAAACAGUUCUGAUCAGGAGAAAGUAAAACUUGUUGAAACACUUUUGGAAUCAGAUUUGCGUAAUCUCUCGGAAGUCAUGAGAAAAAUUUUGGAAGAGGAUGUUAGCAAAGAAGAUUACGAAGCACUAAGAAGAGAAAUACUGAAGAUAAGUCAUCGUUUAGCAUUUAAUUGUAAACAAUUUUUGGAAACAAUUGACAGUGCACGUAUUCGAAGUGGCGUUGCGAAGUUACAGCUGAAAGAUGCUUCAUCUGUAGUGUAUGAAAUAUAA